CGGCGGGGCCAUGGGCUGCUGCUUCUGCAAGAGGCGGAAAGAGGCAAAAGGGGGCGCGCAGGGCGGGGCGGACCAGGACCCCCCUGCCGCGGACGAGGAGAAGCCGCCGCCGCCGCAGUACAGCUGGGACCAGCGAGCCAAGGUUGAUCCCAAGGACUACACGUUUUCUGGACUUAAGGAUGAAACUGUGGGUCGUUUACCUGGAAAAGUUGCAGGGCAACAAUUUGUCAUUCAGGACUGUGAGAACUGUAAUAUCUACAUUUUUGACCAUUCUGCUACAAUUACUAUUGACGAUUGUACAAGCUGCCGAAUCUUUCUAGGACCCGUAAAAGGCAGUGUGUUUUUCCGUGACUGCAAAGAUUGUAAAUGCGUAGUGGCAUGCCAACAAUUUCGCACCCGGGACUGCAGAAAGUUGGAAGUAUUCUUGUGCUGUGCUACCCAACCCAUUAUUGAGUCAUCCACAGGUAUGAAAUUUGGCUGUUUCCAGUAUUACUAUCCAGAGCUGGCUUUACAAUUCAAAGAUGCUGGACUGAGUAUCUUCAAUAACACAUGGAGCAACAUCCAUGACUUUACACCAGUGUCAGGAGAAAACAAUUGGAGUCUUCUACCUGAAGAUGCCACAGUUCAGGAUUAUGUCCCCUUACCUACAUCUGAGGAACUAAAAGUAAUCAGAAUUUCUACAGAUACCAUGAAGAGCAUAAUUCCAAUAACGCGGGGUGGGAGGCAGAAGAGCAGUGAAGAAUCAUGUCUGGCAGUUUUCUUCGCUGGAGACUACACAACUGCAAAUGCCAGAAAGUUAAUUGAUGAGAUGACUGGCAAAGGCUUUUUGUUGGUUCAGACUAAGGAAGUUUCAAUGAAAGCAGAGGAUGCUCAAAGAGUGUUCCAGCAGAGUGCAUCUGACUUCAUCCCUUUCCUUGAAAAAGGUCCUGUUGUUGCUUUGGAGUUUAAUGGAGAUGGUGCCGUAGAAGGAUGUCGAAGCAUUAUAAAUGAUGUCUUCAGUGGAACCAAGGUUUUUGUAUCGGUGAACAAAGCAUCGGCCUCUCAAGAUGUAGACAGCUUCUACAACUUUGCUGACAUGCAGAUGGCAAUGUGAAAUGUGACUUGAAGAUGUUCUUCUGCAUCGCCUGUCUCACCACUUGGAUAUAGCUUUGGUUUGACUGUGUGUAAUGCUGCAUUAGCAACAAAAGGUGGUUUUGGUUUUUUGUUUUUUUUUUCUGAUUGACCUUUGUAUUGCAUACGUUUUUAUAAAAGGAACUGGUUAAAUUUAA
Gopherus flavomarginatus (Mexican gopher tortoise) is the source of this 1268-nucleotide messenger RNA. It is a transcript of the gene RP2, whose product is annotated as RP2 activator of ARL3 GTPase. The coding region runs from base 11 to 1093 and encodes 360 amino acids. Gene Ontology annotation, molecular function: GTPase activator activity. Gene Ontology annotation, cellular component: periciliary membrane compartment; cilium. Lineage: Eukaryota; Metazoa; Chordata; Testudines; Testudinidae. The record is from RefSeq and is a predicted model, not a curated record. Gene Ontology annotation, biological process: post-Golgi vesicle-mediated transport. The transcript has 5 exons.